This is a messenger RNA of Callorhinchus milii (elephant shark), 2754 nucleotides long. It is a transcript of the gene chst2b, whose product is annotated as carbohydrate (N-acetylglucosamine-6-O) sulfotransferase 2b. Gene Ontology annotation, molecular function: N-acetylglucosamine 6-O-sulfotransferase activity. The transcript has a single exon. The record is from RefSeq and is a predicted model, not a curated record. Bases 614 to 1879 code for a protein of 421 amino acids. Lineage: Eukaryota; Metazoa; Chordata; Chondrichthyes; Chimaeriformes; Callorhinchidae. Gene Ontology annotation, cellular component: Golgi membrane. Gene Ontology annotation, biological process: sulfur compound metabolic process; N-acetylglucosamine metabolic process; carbohydrate metabolic process.
UGGGGGUCGGGGUGGGGGUUGGGGGCUGUCGGAGGCGUUGGGAGAAACCACAUCAGAACCAGAAGCCGAGACCCGUCGCUCGAAACCAGGAUCUCACCCGGAAAAUCCGGACAGGAAAAGCUUCACCAGAAUCCGUCCACAGCCGAUCCUCUCCCGUUCCUUCCGCAGUGCAGCUGAGGAGCGUUUUUUUGCGCUUCCAAAGAUAGUGGAUUUUUUUUUCUCUCUCUCUCUCUCUCUCUCUGUCUCUGUCUCUCUCUUUCCUCUGUAAAUCUUGGACAAAUGAAAAGGGGAAGAAGUUGUCAGUGAUCUGCAUCGUUGGGGUGAUUCCCCCCAUCACCAGCCCUCCUCCAAAGACAACAUUUUUGACCUUUUUUUAUACAUAUAUAUAUAUAUAUAUGUGUGUGUGUGUGUUGGAAAUUCACAUCGAUUUCCACUCCUGUUUCCCCAUCACCUAUGACCGGGGAGAAGACAUAAAGCCGUUUGGUACAAGACAAGGCAAGUCAAGUGUAUGUGCGUUGCCUGCGAGAGAGGAAGAGGGAGGGAGAGAGAUCAAAGGCGAAGAUGCCAACAGCGAGACUUGAGAGUCUGAUGUGAAUUGCAGUCACAUUUCACCAUGAAAGUGCUGCGCAGGAAGGCGGUUCUGUUGAUAUUAGGCUAUGUCCUGCUGGUCAUCUUGACCAUGUUACACUUCGCGGAUCACAAGGGCACCAAGGAGUGCAACCAGGUGAAAUACGUGCCCUACCCCCUGCGUUACACCAUGGACCACCAGAGACCCAGCCUCCCACUCAACACCACCACCAAGAGGCAGCACGUGUUCGUGUUUACCACCUGGAGGUCUGGCUCUUCGUUUGUGGGCGAGCUGUUCAACCAGAACCCGGACGUGUUCUUUCUGUACGAGCCCAUGUGGCACGUGUGGCAGAAGCUGUACCCGGGCGAUGCCCUGACCCUGCAGGGGGCGGCCAGGGACAUGCUGGGCUACCUGUACCGCUGCGACCUCUCCAUCUUCCAGCUCUACAACGGGGGGGCUAACGUCACCAGCAUGGGCAUCUUCGGGGCGCCCCGCAACAAGGUGGUCUGCUCCUACCCGCUCUGCACGGCCUUCCGCAAGGACAUUGUGGGGCUCAUCGAUGAGCACGUGUGCAAGAAGGAGUGCCCGCCCCAGAACAUCGAGUUACUGGAGGAAGAGUGCCAUCGAUACAACACCAUUGUGAUCAAAGGGGUGCGUAUAUUUGACCUGAAUGUUUUGGCCCCUUUAAUUAAAGACCCCUCCAUUGGCCUUAAGGUGAUUCACUUGGUCAGGGACCCCAGGGCAGUGGCCAAUUCCAGGAUAAAAUCGAGGAAUGGGCUGAUCAGGGAGAGCCUGCAAGUCAUGAGGAGCAAAGACCCCAAAGGGCGGCGUUUGAAGGCGUACGAUGGCUACCAGAGGAGCAGGCGGGACGCAGUAGACUAUCAUGCCCUCAACGCCCUGGAGGUGAUCUGCAGCAGUAUCGUGAGGACUGUGCAGAUGGUCAGAGAACCGCCUGACUGGCUGAAGGACAGCUACAGGGUGGUCCGCUAUGAGGACCUGGUGGAAGACCCCAUCAGGUACCUGAAGGAGAUGUACCAUUUCGUGAACCUGACGGUCAGCGAGGACAUCGAGAGGUUCGUGCUGAACAUGACUAUGGGCUCCACCUAUUCCUCCAAAAAGCCUUUCAGCGUGACAUCCCGCAAUGCCACCCAGGCCGCCAACGCGUGGAGGACCCAGCUCACUUUCCCUCAGAUCAAACAGGUGGAGGAGUACUGCCAGCAAGCCAUGGACUGGCUGGGCUACGAAAAGGUCCAAAACCCGGAAGAAGUCAAGGAUUUCAGCAAGACCUUUGUCACCAAACUGCGGUUUUAGAUUUUUUUUUUAAAAAAACGAAUGAGAAACCCGGUAAUUAAUUCCACCCGCCUCUGAGAUUGGUCGAGUUUAGGACGGACAGCUCAAUCCAUCGGUUUGUGAAUGUAUUUGAUCAGAUCUUUACAACGCGGACCCAAAGUGGGGUCACAUUGCUGGGACUCCUGCAAGUGCAUACACACGUACACACACACACGCCUUUCGUUCUUAACGCCCACUGAGAGCAGAACUGAUUGAUGUGUCUGCUCUUCUGCCAGAGUUGUCCGUGGGAGAUACUUGAGCAUUGGAUUUAAAUUGUUUGUAUAAGGCGCACGUGUGUGUGUGUUGUGUGUGUGUAUAAUAUAUAUAUAUAUCGUUCUGGUUUUGUUGUCUAAGUAAGUUCAUAAUUUAUUAUCAAUUUCGAGACAAAGUAUGAUGUUAAUGGCAUGCAGGUGUGGAAUUGUGCUUACUUGCCAAAGUACAUCAAUCACGUCAGGAUAAAAAUAUUCUUCCUUUUCCUCUAAUACCUCUAUCCUCCACCGACCAGUUUCUUUCUCUCUUAACUCCGUUUUCCCAAGCCAAGUCUGUUGCAAAAGUAAUUUUUUUUUGACCGCUUACUGUGUUUUUUUAAACAGUUGUGUCUGGCAGCACAAAUCCCCAGGGGCAUUACAGCACAUGUCCAAUAAAACGUAACGUCUCAACCAAAGCACAAAGUAUUUGUGCUCUCAGGUGCUCAAUGAUCCCCAUCGACCACCAGAACUAAUUGACGUGACUGCUCUUUUGGCUGAGUUGUCGUAGGAGAUACUUGAAUACUGGUUUUAAAUGGCACACAGCUGUGGAAUUCUGCUUUUGGACCUGGGUUCAAUUCCCUGGCAGGACGGAGCCUUAGGCAAGUUUCU